Molecule: messenger RNA, 684 nt
Organism: Postia placenta MAD-698-R-SB12
Lineage: Eukaryota; Fungi; Basidiomycota; Agaricomycetes; Polyporales; Adustoporiaceae
Exons: 3
Coding region: 1-684 (227 amino acids)
Source: RefSeq, a predicted model, not a curated record
AUGAACGCCGUGGCGAACCCUCAGAUCGUCGUCACGCCUGUGACGCCUUCGCGGGAUUCCUUACCCUGGGAAAUGCGCGCCGCACUGGAAGAGAUUACACACGGCAAGCCCCCAGGGGCGUGGAGGGGCCGCCACAACGCGGCCACCACCGGCACCAUGGACGUUGAGGUCGCCGGCGACACAAAAGGCAAGCACACCGAAGACGACUGCGACGAGGACACACUCGUCGAGAAGGAGUCCGAAGACCACCACUACCACCAUAACCACACUCGUUUAAUCAGGGAACACGCUCGUUUGACAUAUGGCCUCGAAGGCCAGCCUGUUACGCGCUCCGACAACCCGGCCACAAGCGUCGAGAGGACUAUACGCUACCACGGCAACGGCGCGGUCAGCUUCAGUGCCACCUCUAGGGCUGGCGCCGGCGCGUCCAGCAAGAAACUCGUGAAGUCUCGACCGGCCACGGCGAGAAGGCCGGCGCAACCAGCACAAAGGCAGGAUGCUGGCAGAUCGGAUGAUAUGUGGAGAGAAGAAGAAGAAGCUCUUGCAGGCCAUGAAGAUGACGCGCAGGCAAUUCCUCGGCCGCCGCCCAAAGACUCAGACCGUCCCGAGCAGUACCACCCGACCUGGCGCCACGCCAUGUACGUAAGCCCACUUUCCCGAAGCACUAAGCUUACCAUUCGUUAA